Rhizophagus irregularis DAOM 181602=DAOM 197198 is the source of this 663-nucleotide messenger RNA. RefSeq lists its product as uncharacterized. The record is from RefSeq and is a predicted model, not a curated record. Lineage: Eukaryota; Fungi; Glomeromycota; Glomeromycetes; Glomerales; Glomeraceae.
GUUAGACCUAGAAUGUUUAAAAUAAUUUCAUAUAUGAAUUAGGGUUGGGUUAGAUUAGGGUUAGGGUUAGUUAGGGUUAGGGUUAGGAUUAGGGUUAGUUAGGUUAGGGUAAGGGUUAGGGUAAGGGCAUAGGUUAGAAAAUAGUUUAGGAAAAAGAGAGUAUCGGGGCUUAGCUUCUAGUUUUGAUUUUUUUUAUUUAAAUAGAUACUAAUACUUUAACUUGUUUAUUUAGAUGGCUUUAAAUCUAGCAAUUGCAAGUAAUUUUCACCAAGUUUUAGAAAAUCUUUUACAACAGUUUAUUGAGCAACAAACACUAUCACUUUCAGCACAAGAUGAUGAUUUAACUGAAAAAUUUUUAGGUAUUUCAAAUCCAAUUCAACACAAAGGCAAAGGCCGACCUGCAAAUAAGAGAUAUUUGUCGGCUAUUGAAAAUCGUUCUAAUAGAAAUGCAAAUUCAAGAAAUCAAGAUCAGGACGAAGUUUCGGAAGGAUCAAGAAAGAAAAACAAGCGGCAAUGUGCUCUAUGUAAGUCAUGGUAUCAUGACUCAAGAAAUUGCCCUUCAAAAAAUAAAGAACAAGAUAAAGAAAAUAUUUAGAUAGUUUUAUUUGUUAUUUAAUCAGCAUAUGCGUUAUAUUUUAAUUUAAUAAAAUAAAGUUGUUUACG